AUGAGUGGUAAAAAGGAUGAUUUGAAGAAGCAGGAGGAAGAAGAGUUAUUUGAUUUUUUAUAUAAAUAUUUAGUACUUUCAAGAAAAAUCAAAUACGAAGCAUGGAUGAAGUUAUUAGGAAGCGAAGAUCUUAAAACUUUAAUUUUGAAAUUCUUCAAUAUACCAUCUGAGAUGAUGUUAACGAUACAACUUUUGCCAACUGGUGCUAUUAUACCAUCUCUUGGAAUUCAACUGAGCAGUCGAGUUAAAUCUUCGUAUUUUAUUAAACGUGAACCUGUUAAAAUUACUAAAGAUAAUUAUAGAAAGAUGAUUAUUCUUGGUGACAUGGCACCAAAACCUAUAGAAGAAGCAGCAACUUUGAUAGAAGAAGUUUAUUUACCAAUUUUAACAAAUCCAGCUAAUCAGACAGGAUGGCCUCUUGUUGCUAAAGAAGAUGUGAAGAAACAUAUUUAUGAUCUUCGUAGUUUAUUUCAUCAAAUAAAAGGAAAAAUGUUUGGCGAAACAAUAUUGGCAAUUCCAAUUGAUAUAGAACAAAUAUUUGAAGAAGGAUGGAAACAACAAGAAAGAGAUGAUUCACAAUUUAAUGUCAAGUUAAGAAGUAAUAUUGAAAGUAUUAUUAAUAAGUGGACUUCACAAAUCAACGAAAUCCUUCAUGAUGAAAAAAUAUUUUUAAGUUCAGAUUAUCUGUUGCCUAACGAUGAGUUGGAAUUUUGGUCUAAAAGAAUGAAAAAUUUAGAAUCCAUCUAUCAACAGAUAAAUGACCCACGAGUUAAAAGAAUUGGUUCUAUACUUGAAUUAAUAGAAAGUCCAUAUUACAAUUAUUUUAAUAAUAUUUGUGAAAAUGUUAUCUCUGCUAUAGUUGAAGCGCGUGAUAUAUGGGUGCAUUUAAAACCACUUCAAUAUUAUUUUGAUAAAAUACAGAGUACAGAAUUUAAUGAUAUUCAACCAUUAUUAAAGCCAUUAAUGCAUUGUGUUUGUUUGUUAUGGUCACAUUCGAAAUAUUACUGCACUACUACACGUAUUAUUCGAUUAUUAUCAAUGAUUUCUAAUUUAUUGAUAGCUGAGGCUGAUAAAUAUUUGGAUCAAAGUUCUUUAUUUGAGGGUGACGUUGAAGACAAUUUAAAACGUUUGGGACAAACAAAAAUGAUUAUGAUUUAUUAUCAAGAUUUAUUUCUAAUCUUUCGUGAUAAAAUAGAAAAUUAUUUUAAACCACCAAAUGAACCAGUCUUAUGGAAUUUUGACGAUAAAUUAAUAUUUUCAAGAGUGCGUAAAUUUGAUCAACGUUUAAAUGAAUUACAGGAUUUCUUUGAGAUAGUACAAGAAUAUCUGAAAUUAGAAAGAGUAGAAAUAGCUGGAUUAAAAGGAAACCUAUUAUACAGUAUGAUAUCUGAAAUUUAUGAAAAUUUUGUUAAAAUGUAUCGUCAAUUUGCUGAUGUUCAUUAUAAUGUUUUAAUACCGGAAGAUAUGGGUUUUAAUAAUGAUUGGUCUAAAUUUAAAGCUAAUAUAGAAAUUAUGGAUAGAAAAUUGGUCAACAUAUUCAAUGAAGCAUUUAUGGAGUGUUAUGAUGUAGAAUCUAUGUUCAGAUUCAUAUGGAUAAUAGGAACUAUCGCUAAUCGGCCGAUUUUAAUGGAACAAUUAUGGCAUAAUUAUAAUAGAUUAGUUGAAAUAAUAAAUGAUGAAUAUGACAAUAUUAAGAUCAUAACAGAUAAUUACUUUAAUAUAACUACAGAAUCAGAAAAUAAUAUCGCUAAUAAGAAUUUACAUUCCGUGUCAGAGUCUUUAUCAUUUUUAAAUAAUUUGAAACAACAAAUAAAUUAUCCCAUAGAAUGUGCAGCAUUAGUAGAUCAUCCAUUAAUAAUGUCCAAGAUAAACUUCGAUAUAAGGGAAAAAUAUAAUGAACUUAAGGUUCUCAUAGAUAAUUUGGAGCAAUUAAAUUUUGAUCCUGAAUUGACGGCAGUAAUACAAGAAAUACGUGAUAUUGUUAUAAUGAAGAAAUCAGAUGUACCUGAAGAAGCUAUCGAGCUGUAUAAUAGGAGUACAUUUUUUUUUGAAACCACUUGCAAUUUGAAUUUAAUUCUCAAUUGGUAUAACUGGUUACAAAAAAAUACUUCACCCGUUGAAUAUCAGUUGGUCAAGGAUGAAGUAGAAGAAAUAGAAAAAUUAAUAGAAUUUGGUCAAUUAAAUUAUAAUUGGAAUUCGAUAGAAGUGCCAGAAUACGUAGAACAAUUAUUAAAUGUAACACGGAAAUUGUAUAUUCGAAUAUUCAAAGUUCAGGAAAAUAUAAAUGGUCUUUUAAAAAUGAUUUAUUCUUGGGCAUUGGUGCCAGUCCUUGAAAGGAAAGAUUUAAAAGAAGACAAUCUUUUAGCGAUCGGAGAACGCGAAGAACAUUUUGCUAAAAGAUACGAAGAAAUAGAACUCGUUGUUAAAGAGUUAAAUCGUGUCUUGAAAGAAAAUUAUAAUCUUUUAUUCGAUUUAAUGCCCGAAUCUACAUACGAAGAAAAUGAAACAGACUUCUUCAAUGCAGAUGAACAAGAAGAUAGAGCGGAGAAUUUACCAAUUGAAGAACUUCCUGAAACCAGGAGAAUGAAUGCAGAUGAAACUACAGAUUUAACAGAAGAAGAAGAACUCAUCGAUGGUAUGGAAGUUGAACAAUCUGAAAUUGAAUUAGGUAUUGAAUUGACGGAAGAAGAAGCUGCAUUACAAGCAGAACUUGAAGCUCAGCGUUUUAUCAGAUGGAAACCAUAUCUCUCAUAUAUUGAUAAUUUAAUAUACGAAGGUUUGGUUCAAACAGUUUCUACAAGCUUAUGUUAUAUUCUUGAUGAAACUGAUCCCGAGUGCACUGCUUGGCCACUAUUUGAAAUUCAACUAUCUCUAGAUAAUUCCAAUUUGAUAUUUCAACCCUCUAUUGAUAUCGAUGAUCCUAAUGGUUUUUACGCUUUUUAUGAAGAUCUUUUAUUAGAUAUCAUGAAAAUGAGUACAUUAAUUAAACGUGUAGAUCCUGAUAUUGCCGAAGAACGUCAGCACUAUGGAAUAGACAUGACAGAAGAAGAAAAUAUAACUUUUAUGUUAGAAGAAACAUCCAAUAGAAUCAAAUUGGGUUUGUUUCAAGCGGAAGAAUAUCUCCAAACGUUCAAACCUCUAUCUUGGCUCUGGUUAGAUGACAAAAAAGAAUACUUGGAUUUAUUUUUACGCUUUGGACGUAAACUAAGCAAACAAGAAAAAGAUAUAGUCAGUCGAUCACCAAACAAUUUACCAGAUACUUUAAAAGAAAGGACACCCAAGUUAGAGGAUUACAAAAGAGAAAUAGAUUUCUUCAUGGAUCUUUAUAAAGAGUGCGAUAAAAUAAAUGACGAAUGCGUUUUAUUGUGUUGGCUUAGAAUUGAUUUAAAACCCUUUAAACAAAAUCUUCUUAAUCUCAUUUGUAAAUGGGCUAACGUGUUGAAAAAUCAUCUUAUGGAUGGAGUUACGGAUGAUCUGAAAAAUUUGUCGAUAUUUUUGAACAAAGCUAGCAACAAAUUUGCUCAACCUGUUAAAGAAGAUGAUUACGAAGAUUUAUUAAAAACAAUAUAUUUUCUUAAAGAGGUCAGAGAUCGACAAUUUGAAAUUGACGAUAUGUUUGAGCCUAUUAAAGAGACCAUAGAACUUCUUAAAGAAUAUCAAGUUCAAUUUGGUGAAGAAACGUUUGAUUGGCUAGUCGAAUUACCAGAAUUAUGGACAAUGGUUAAAAAACAAGCUGCACAAAUAAAACAAGUUGUUGGACCAUUGAUGUCUCAUCAAAUCAAUUUAUUGAAUAAACGUUUAAAUUAUUACGACUUUAGAGAGAAAAAGUUUCUAUCUGAUUUUUAUACGAAUGAAGUAUUCAAUUUCGAUUGUACAAAUGUCUACGAAAAAUUAGAUAACAUCAAUGUAGAAAUCAAUAAAUUUGAAGAUGAAUUGAAUAAUCUGAAAGUCACAGCGAACAUUUUUGAAUAUCACGUAGAAGAAUUUAAGCAUAUCGUUCAAGCUAGAAGAGAAUUAAAACUUGUUAAAAUGUUAUGGGAUUAUAUAAAUAUUAUUCGAACAAGUUUAGAUGAAUGGAAAAAAACGAUAUGGAAAAAAAUUGACGUGGAAGGAACGGAUAUUGAGUGUAAAAAAUUUAUUCGAGAGCUUAGACAAAUGGAUAAGGAUACGAGAAAUUGGAAUUUAUACAUACAAAUAGAAGGACAAGUGAAAAAUAUGAUGUCAUCGUUAAGAGCUGUAUCGGAAUUAAAGAAUACUGCCAUUAGAGACAGACAUUGGUUACAAUUAAUGGCUGAAACUCAAGUAAGAUUUACCAUGGAUGACAAAACAACAUUAGAAGAUUUGAUUAAGUUGGAACUUCAUAAGUACGAAGAAGAAGUUAAAGAGAUUGUAGAUAAAGCUGUUAAAGAAAUGGCAAUGGAAAAAAUAUUGAAAGAAUUAAACAAUACAUGGGCUACCCUAGAAUUUGAUAAAGAUUUACACGAACGAACUAAACUUUACGUAUUAAGAAUUGAGGAAGAGACAAUAGAUAUACUAGAAGAAAAUCAGGUUCAAUUACAAAACAUGUUGGGUUCUAAAUAUGUGGCUUACUUUCUUGACGAAGUUUUAGAUUGGCAGUUAAAACUAAACAAUGCAGAUGCUGUGAUAACCGCAUGGUUUGAUGUUCAACGUGCAUGGAUGAAUUUAGAAAGUAUUUUUAUAGGCUCGGAAGACAUUAGAAAUCAGCUGCCUGAAGAAUCGAAACUUUUUGAGAAGAUAGAUAAAGAUUUUAAAGAUCUUUUAAAAGAAAUGUUAAGUACAUUGAACAUUGUAAGAGCAACUAACAAACCUAAACUUCUUGAACGUUUAGAACAAUUAGAAAAAGACUUAAAUAUUUGUGAAAAUGCAUUAUUCCAUUAUCUUGAAACGAAAAGGCUUGCUUAUCCUAGAUUUUAUUUUGUAUCCUCUGCAGAUCUUUUGGACAUACUUAGCAAUAGUAGCAAUCCAGAAUUAGUUUGUAAACAUUUAGCAAAGUUAUACGAUUCUAUUGCUUCACUUAAAUGGAAAAUAGAACAAGGCAAAACAACGAAAAUGGCUAAUGUCAUGAUAGCAAAGGAUGGUGAAGAAAUGCCUAUACAUGGAGAUUGUGAUUGUAGUGGAAAGGUUGAAAUUUGGUUAAAUCAUGUUACGGAUGCAAUGAAAAGAUCUGUCAGAUAUCAUAUACAGCAAGCUGUUAUUUCUUACGACGAAAAGCCACGUGAACAAUGGAUUAUGGAUUAUAAAGCACAACCAUCGUUAUGCGGUACUCAAAUAUGGUGGACUACUGAAGUAAAUAUGGCAUUUGCUAGAUUAGAAGAAGGAUUUGAACAUGCUCUUAGAGAUUACUUGAAGAAACAAAUAAAUCAACUUCAAGUUUUGAUUACAAUUUUAUGUGGAGAACUUAAUGAAAGCGAUCGACAGAAAAUUAUGACCAUUUGUACGAUAGAUGUGCACGCUAGGGAUGUCGUUGCCAAAUUAAUAUCCAUGAAAGCAGAUAAUGCAUCCAAUUUUCAAUGGCAAUCACAAUUAAGACACAGAUGGGAUGAUAGCAAAGAAGAUUGUUAUGCGAAUAUUUGUGACGCUUGUUUUUUAUACGCAUAUGAAUAUUUGGGUAACGUACCACGAUUGGUAAUCACACCAUUAACAGACAGAUGUUACAUAACUUUAACACAAUCUUUACAUUUAAUAAUGGGAGGAGCACCAGCUGGACCAGCUGGUACCGGGAAAACGGAAACGACUAAAGAUUUAGGAAGAGCAUUGGGUCAAAUGGUUUAUGUUUUUAACUGUUCAGAACAGAUGGAUUAUAAGUCUUGUGGAAAUAUUUAUAAAGGACUCUCACAAACGGGUGCAUGGGGUUGCUUUGAUGAAUUUAAUAGGAUUUCCAUUGAAGUUUUAUCUGUGGUAGCAGUACAAGUUAAAUGUGUGUUAGAUGCCAUUAAAGCUAAAAAAACAAAAUUUCUCUUCUUUGGAGAAGAAUUGGUUCUUGUUAAUUCGGUCGGAAUGUUUAUAACAAUGAAUCCUGGUUACGCUGGUAGAACAGAAUUACCUGAAAAUAUAAAAUCUUUGUUUCGUCCUUGUGCUAUGGUCGUGCCUGACUUUGAACUUAUAUGCGAAAUUAUGUUAGUAGCUGAAGGAUUUCUAGAUGCCCGUUUAUUAGCUAGAAAAUUCAUAACGUUGUACACGUUGUGUCGAGAACUUUUAUCCAAACAAGAUCAUUACGAUUGGGGUUUAAGAGCUAUUAAGUCUGUUCUAGUUGUAGCUGGUAAAUUGAAACGCGAUGAUCGUUUGAGACCUGAAGAUCAAGUAUUAAUGAGAGCACUCAGAGAUUUUAAUACACCAAAAGUAAUAACUGAUGAUAUCCCUGUGUUCAUGGGUUUGAUAAGUGACUUAUUCCCAGCAUUAGAUGUACCACGAUUACGAGAUACGGAUUUUGAACAAAUAAUAAGAGGUGCUGCAGUUGAUUUGAAAAUGCAACCAGAAGAUGGAUUUAUAUUAAAAGUUGUACAAUUAGAAGAACUUUUCAACGUUCGACAUUCAGUUUUUAUUGUAGGAUUAGCUGGGACAGGUAAAACACAAGUAUGGAAAACUUUAUACAAAACUUAUCAUAAUCAGAAACUUAAACCAUAUUACAAUGAUUUGAGUCCAAAAGCUGUAACUACCGAUGAAUUGUUUGGUACUAUAAAUCCAUCAACUAGGGAAUGGAAGGAUGGAUUAAUAUCGAUGAUAAUGAGAGAACAAGCAAAUAUGUCGGGUGAUGGUCCUAAAUGGAUUGUAUUUGAUGGUGAUAUUGAUCCCAUGUGGAUUGAAUCAUUGAAUACUGUAAUGGAUGAUAACAAAGUUUUAACAUUAGCGAGUAAUGAAAGGAUUGCAUUAACAAAACAUAUGCGUUUGUUAUUUGAAGUAUCACAUUUAAGAACUGCAACACCAGCUACUGUAUCUAGGGCAGGUAUCUUAUAUAUAAAUCCGCAAGAUUUGGGUUGGAAUCCAUACGUUAUGAGUUGGACAGAUACAAGAGACAGUUCAGAACGAGCAAAUUUAGCUAUAUUAUUUGACAAAUAUGUUCCAAUUUCAUUAGAAACGUUGAAGUUGAAGUUUAAAAAAGUGACUCCUAUACCAGACAUAUGCCAUUUACAAAUGCUUUGUAAUUUACUUGAUUGUUUCUUGGUGAAAGAAAAUGUACCUCCAGAAUGUCCUAGAGAAUGGUAUGAGCUGUAUUUUGCGUUUGCUUGCAUUUGGGCAUUUGGAUCGUCAAUGUUUGAAGAUCAAUUGAAAGAUUGGCGAGAAGAAUUUAGUAAAUGGUGGCAAAAUGAAUUUAAAGCUGUUACGUUUCCUUCAACUGGUACUGUCUUUCACUAUUUCAUAGAUACAGAAACGAAAAGGUGGCUGCCAUGGGAAAGUAAAGUAACAUCCUUUGAAUUGGAUAUGGAUAUUCCUAUUCAAGCAUCUCUUGUAUCUACGGGGGAAACUGUGCGUUUGCGUUUUUUUAUGGAUAUAUUAAUGAAAAAAAAAUUACCAGUUAUGUUAGUUGGAAGUGCUGGAUCUGGAAAGAGUAUCAUUGUUGCUGAAAAAUUAGCAACAUUGCCAGAUAAUUAUAAUAUGGCAAAUGUUUCUCUAAAUUAUUAUACGACGUCUGAAAUGUUACAAAGAAUAUUAGAGAAACAUCUGGAAAAGAAGGCUGGACGAAAUUAUGGUCCACCUGGUACAAAACUUUUAGUUUAUUUUAUAGAUGAUAUGAAUAUGCCAGAAAUAGAUACUUAUGGAACUGUACAAUCGCAUUCACUGAUUAGACAAUACAUGGAUUAUGGACAUUGGUAUGACAGAGAGAAAUUAACAUUAAAAGAUAUACACAAUACUCAAUAUGUUUCGUGUAUGAAUCCAACAGUAGGGAGCUUCACGAUAGAUCCACGUUUGCAAAGACAUUUUGCUGUAUUUGCUGUUAGUUUUCCGCAUCGUGAUGCAUUGGAAACAAUAUACAGUCAAAUGCUUGAACAACAUCUAACUAAUCCACAAAAUAAAAUCAACGUGGCUGUUCAAAAAAUGACAGAGCCAAUAAUUAAUGCAGCAUUGAGUCUUCACACUAAAGUAGCAACAACAUUUUUACCAACUGCUAUCAAAUUUCAUUAUAUAUUUAAUUUAAGGGAUUUAUCAAAUAUUUUUCAAGGCAUACUUUUCUCUACUGGCGAUACAAUUCCAAUGCCAAAUUAUCUCGUAAGAUUAUUUGUUCAUGAAUCAAUGCGAGUAUAUUCAGAUAAAUUAAUUAAUUUUGAAGACAAGAACACGUUUGAACAAUUGUUGUUAGAAGUACUUCGUCAAAAUAUACCAGAAUUUAAUGACAAGAUAGUACUUGCUAAACCUAUAAUAUACUGUCAUUUUGCUGAAGGAAUUGGGGAGUCUAAAUAUAUGCCAAUCAGAGAUUGGAAUCACUUAAUUAAAUUACUCGAUGAUGCAUUAUUGAGUUAUAAUGAAUUGAUAUCGGCAAUGAACUUGGUGUUAUUUGACGAUGCAAUGUAUCAUGUAUGUCGUAUCAAUAGAAUAUUAGAAUCACAAAGAGGAAAUGGAUUAUUGGUUGGUGUAGGAGGUAGUGGAAAACAAUCUUUAUCACGUUUAUCUGCAUUUAUAUCAGCAUUAGAGGUAUUUCAAAUACAAUUAACAAAAGAUUAUUCUCUAAUUGAUUUAAAAUCCGACUUAGCUGCACUUUACUUAAAAGCUGGUCUUAAAAGUAUAGGCAUUGCUUUUUUAAUGACCGAUUCGCAAAUUGCUCAAGAAAAAUUUCUCGUCGUUAUAAAUGAUAUGUUAGCAUCUGGAGAAAUUUUAGAAUUGUUUCCAGACGAUGAAAUGGAUAAUAUCAUUAAUGCCGUACGAAAUGAGGUAAGGCAAACAGGACAAGUUGAUUCCAAAGAGAAUUGUUGGAAAUUUUUCAUAGAUCGUGUUCGUAAAUUUUUAAAAUGUUUACUUUGCUUUUCACCGGUCGGUGCAACUUUAAGAAAUAGAGUUAGACAAUUUCCAGCUAUUGUUAAUUGCACGUCAAUUAAUUGGUUUCAAGACUGGCCUCAAGAAGCACUGCAAUCUGUUUCUGCCAGAUUUUUACAGGAGCUUAAUGAAUUACCCCAAGAAUAUAAAAGGUCUGCUUCCUUAUUUAUGUCUUUUGUACAUACGAUUGUUAAUGAAACAUCCAAAUUGUAUCUACAAAAUGAGAAAAGGUAUAAUUAUACAACGCCCAAAUCAUUUUUGGAACAAAUUUCUUUAUAUUCGAAAUUAUUGAGAGAAAAAACAUUUGAAGUUCAAAAUAUGAUUACACGACUUCAAAAUGGUUUGGAAAAGUUGGACAGCUGUGCGGAAGAAGUAGAUAAACUAAAAGCUGUGCUUGCAGUACAAGAAAUAGAUUUAAUAAAGAAGAAUGAAAUAGCUGAUCAAAUUUUACAAGAAGUACAAGCGGAGAACACUAAAGCUGAAGUUGAGAAAGCUUUUGUGUCUGAAGAGGAAGUCAAAGUGGCUGAAAUAAAAGAGACAGUAGCUGAAAGACAAAGAUAUUGCGAUGAAGAUUUAGCCAAAGCAGAACCUGCUGUGAAACAAGCUGAAGCAGCAUUAGAUACUUUGAAUAAGAGUAACUUGACAGAGUUGAAAUCUUUUGGUGCACCACCUGAAGCAGUUACAAAAGUUGCACAAGCAGUAUUAGUUUUAUUUGCACCGAGAGGUCAAAUACCUAAAGAUAGAAGUUGGAAAGCAUGUAAAGCAAUGAUGGGAUCUGUAGAUGCAUUUCUUACAGCACUGCAUAAUUAUGAUAAAGAAAAUAUUCAUCCUGAAAUUGUUAGAGCUAUUCAACCUUAUAUCACUGACCGAGAAUUUGAACCAGAACUCAUUUAUUCGAAAUCUCAAGCAGCUGCAGGCUUAUGCAGUUGGGUAAAAAAUAUAAUGGUGUUUCAUUACAUCAAUGAAACUGUAAAACCUUUGAGAGCUGCUCUUGCUCAAGCUAAUGCCGAACUCAAAGCUGCAAUGGAUAGAUUACAUUAUUUAAGAAGUCGUUUGAAUGAACUUCAAAAAGUAUUGGAUGUUCUUAGUGAAAAAAUGGAAAUAGCAUUGGCAGAAAAACAAAAGUGUCAAGACGAAGCAGAUGCAACAGCUUUAACUAUAGAUCUUGCUAAUAGAUUAGUUAAUGGUUUAGCUUCGGAAAAGAUACGUUGGACUGAAACUUUAGAAAUGUUGAAAAGAUCAGGAAUUACUGUGCCCGGUGAUGUCCUACUUGUAACAGCAUUUAUUUCAUAUAUGGGUGGUUUUACGAGAAAAUACAGAUUAGAUUUACUCAAUAUACAUUGGCUACCUUACUUUGAUAAAUUAGAAAUCAGUAUUCCACGAACACCUGAUUUAGAUUUAUUAUCAUUAAUAACAGAUGAUACUCAAAUUGCUCAAUGGAACAAUGAAGGAUUACCUGCUGACAAAAUGUCAGCAGAAAAUGCGACAAUACUUACAAAUUCAAGUAGAUGGCCAUUAAUGAUUGAUCCACAAUUACAAGGAAUCAAAUGGAUUAAGAAUAAAUAUGGUGACGAGCUCAAAGUAUUGCGAUUAAGUCAACGCAAUUAUUUGGAUGUGAUUGAAUUUGCUAUUAGUAAUGGACAAGUUGUUUUAUUAGAAAAUAUUAUGGAAACAGUUGAUGCAGUAUUGGAUCCAGUUCUAGCUCGAGUUCUUAUCAGAAAAGGACGGGCUUUAAAAAUAGGAGACAAAGAAGUGGAUUAUGAUCCAAAUUUUAGACUUAUAUUGCAAACCAAAUUGGCAAAUCCACAUUAUAAACCAGAAAUGCAAGCACAAACUACGAUUAUUAAUUUUACUGUUACAAGAGAUGGCUUGGAGGAACAAUUAUUAGGUGAAGUAGUCAAAGCUGAACGUCCAGAUUUAGAAAGUACAAAAAGCGAACUUACUACUCAACAAAAUACAUUUAAAAUUACAUUGAAAGCAUUGGAGGAUGAUUUGUUACAUAGAUUAUCUUCAGCUGGGCCUGACAUUUUAAGUGACAUCACUCUUGUUGUAAAUCUUGAAACGACUAAAAGAACAGCUGCUGAAAUUGAAAUUAAGGCAGCUGAAGCUAAAGAAACUGCCAUUAAAAUAGAUAUGGCAAGAGAAUUAUAUCGUCCAGUUGCUGCCAGAGCUAGUCUUUUAUAUUUCAUUUUAAAUGAGCUUUAUAAAAUCAAUAUGUUGUAUCAAUUUUCCCUAAAAGCAUUUAGUAUAGUAUUUGAAAAUGCUAUUAAGUUUGCAGAAUUAGCUGACAGCGUCGAAAAACGUGUUUCCUAUUUAAUACAGAGUAUAACGUAUUUAGUAUAUGUGUAUACUAGUAGAGGAUUAUUUGAAAGUGAUAAAAUUAUAUUUCUUUUUCAAAUGACAAUACAAAUUUUAUUGCAUAUGAAAGAAAUAUCAUUAGUGGAAGUAGAUUUUAUUUUACGAUUUCCUUAUGUUCCCUAUCUUCGAAGUCGUGUUGACUUUUUGGAUAACAAGAAUUGGGGUGGUAUAGUAUAUUUAAGUGGAAUGGACGCAUUUCAACAUUUAGAUCGAGAUAUGGAAGGAGCAUCUAAACGAUGGAAGAAAAUUGUUGAAUCAGAAACACCAGAAAAAGAACGUUUUCCACAGGAAUGGAAAAAUGUAACAGCAUUACAGAGAUUAUGUAUGAUCAGAUGUAUGAGAUUGGAUCGUAUGACUUAUGCUGUACGUUUAUUCGUAGAAGAAAAAUUAGGCCCAAAAUUUGUUCAAUUCAGAGCUUUACCUUUUGAAAAAUCAUACGAGGAAACAAGUUCAAUAACACCAGUGUUUUUCAUCCUUUCUCCUGGUGUAGAUCCAUUAAAAGAUGUGGAAAACCUAGGACAAAAAUUAGGAUUUACAAUGGAUGGUCAAAAUUUCCAUAAUGUAUCAUUAGGUCAAGGACAAGAACCUAUCGCUGAAAAAGCUAUGAAUAUUGCAGCAGCCGAAGGACACUGGGUCAUAUUACAAAACAUUCAUCUUGUACAAAGUUGGUUACCAAAAUUAGAAAGAAAAAUAGAACAACUUACAGAAAAUCCUCAUGAUAAUUAUCGUCUAUAUAUGAGUGCUGAACCUGCUCCUGAUCCUUCUCAAUCAAUUAUACCACAAGGUAUAUUAGAAUCAGCUAUUAAGAUUACAAAUGAGCCUCCAACAGGAAUGCAUGCUAAUAUACAUAAAGCAUUAGAUAAUUUUUCACAAGAAACAUUGGACUCGUGUACUAAAGAAACAGAAUUUAAAGCUAUCUUAUUUGCUUUAUGUUACUAUCAUGCUGUUAUUAACGAACGUAGAAAAUUCGGCGCACAAGGAUGGAAUAAAUCUUACCCAUUCAGUGUCGGUGAUUUGACUAUUAGCGUUUCAGUAUUAUUAAAUUAUUUAGAAAAUAAUGUUAAAGUACCAUGGGAAGAUCUUAGAUAUUUAUUUGGUGAAAUAAUGUAUGGUGGACAUAUUACUGAUGACUGGGACAGAAGAUUAUGUAAAACAUAUCUUAUAGAAUAUUUACAACCUGAACUCAUUGAAGGGGAGUUGUAUUUAACACCAGGAUUUUUAGUACCGCCUAAUAGUGAUUACAUGGCAUAUCAUCAAUAUAUUGAUGAUUAUUUACCCGCUGAAAGUCCUAUUUUAUAUGGACUUCAUCCAAAUGCUGAAAUAGGAUUUUUAACAGCAACUGCAGAAAAUCUUUUUAGAACUCUUAUAGAAAUGCAACCAAGAGAUGUUAUUGAAACCACUGAAGGAGGUUUUUCAAUGGAAGAUAAAGUGAAAUAUACUAUAGAGGAUUUAUUGGAUAGACUUCCUGAAGAAUUUAAUAUACCAGAAUUAAUGGACAGGGUUGAAGAACCUACACCAUAUGUCAUUGUUUCUUUUCAAGAAUGUGAACGAAUGAAUAUAUUGUGUAAUGAAUUAAAAAGAUCUCUUGGAGAAUUAACACUUGGAUUAAAGGGUGAACUUACAAUUAGCUCUGAUAUGGAAGUCUUACAAGAUCAUAUAUUUAUUAAUUCUGUUCCACCAUUAUGGAAUAGAUUAGCUUAUCCUUCAAAUCUUAGUUUAAGCAGCUGGUUUACCGAUAUGUUAAACAGAGUUGGAGAACUUGCUAGUUGGACGUCGGAUUUUAAUCUUCCUUCAUCAGUUUGGCUAGGAGGAUUUUUUAAUCCUCAAUCAUUUCUUACUGCAAUCAUGCAACAAACUGCACGUAAAAAUGAAUGGCCUUUGGAUAAAAUGUGUUUACAUUGUGAAGUAACUACAAAACAAAAAGAGGAAGUCACCGCACCACCACGUGAAGGUUCUUACAUUAAUAGUUUAUACAUGGAAGGUGCUCGUUGGGAUAUUGAAACAGGUGUAAUCACGGAUGCACGUUUAAAAGAAUUGUUUCCUUUAAUGCCUGUAGUAUACAUUAGAGCAAUAACACAAGAUAAGCAAGAUCUUAAAAAUAUGUAUGAAUGUCCAGUUUACAAAACAAGAAGUCGUGGACCAACUUACGUUUGGACGUUCAAUUUAAGAACUCGUGACAAAGCAAAUAAGUGGAUUCUUGCUGGUGUUGCAAUUGUACUUCAAAUUUGAACGUAUAUUUUGUAUUUUUUUUUUUUUUUUAAAUACUUUCAUGUGUACAUAAAAUGACUUUAUUAUAAAAUGUUC
Molecule: messenger RNA, 13650 nt
Organism: Polistes dominula (European paper wasp)
Lineage: Eukaryota; Metazoa; Arthropoda; Insecta; Hymenoptera; Vespidae
Product: dynein beta chain, ciliary
Biological process (GO): microtubule-based movement
Cellular component (GO): dynein complex
Molecular function (GO): minus-end-directed microtubule motor activity; dynein intermediate chain binding; dynein light intermediate chain binding
Source: RefSeq, a predicted model, not a curated record